Messenger RNA from Cucurbita moschata (crookneck pumpkin), 1172 nucleotides. RefSeq names its product purine permease 3-like. The transcript has 2 exons. Gene Ontology annotation, molecular function: purine nucleoside transmembrane transporter activity. Gene Ontology annotation, cellular component: membrane. The coding region runs from base 34 to 1092 and encodes 352 amino acids. Lineage: Eukaryota; Viridiplantae; Streptophyta; Magnoliopsida; Cucurbitales; Cucurbitaceae. The record is from RefSeq and is a predicted model, not a curated record.
AAAGUCUUUACGGCGAAGAAACAGAGCGCCGCCAUGAAAAGGGCUCUUCUUAUUUUCAACUGCCUUUUGUUGGCCGUCGGCAACUGCGGCGGUCCGUUGAUUAUGCGGUUAUAUUUCGUCCACGGCGGGAAGCGUGUGUGGCUUUCCAGCUGGCUGGAAACCGGUGGCUGGCCGAUGAUUUUCAUCCCGUUGAUAUUUAGUUACUUCCACCGCCGCCGUUCCGCCGCCCUGGAGUCAUCGGAAUCUGCCAACAAAACGAAGAUGAUUUUCAUGAAGCCGCGGCUGUUUUUGGCCUCCGCCGUCAUCGGCAUCAUCACCGGCUUCGACGAUUAUUUGUACGCUUACGGCGUGGCUCGGCUGCCGGUUUCAACUUCGGCAUUGAUUAUCGCCACCCAGCUUGCUUUCACAGCCGGUUUCGCUUACCUACUAGUGAAACAGAAAUUCACAUCUUAUUCGAUAAACGCCGUCGUUUUAAUAACAAUUGGAGGCGCGGUACUUGCAUUGCACACGAGUGGAGACCGCCCCGCCGGAGUUUCCACCAAACAGUACAUCGCCGGAUUCUUGAUGACGUUAGCCGCGGCGGCGUUGUACGGAUUCGUUCUGCCGCUUGUGGAAUUAACUUACAAAAAAUCCCGACAGCGAAUUACGUACACCUUAGUGCUGGAAAUUCAGCUGGUAUUGUCUUUCUUCGCCACCGUCGUCUGCACCGUCGGGAUGUUGGCCAACAACGAUUUUAAGGUGAUUCCUAGAGAAGCGGCAGAAUUUGGACUAGGGGAGACGGCAUACUACGUGGUAUUAGCAUGCAGCGCCAUAGCUUGGCAAGGGUUCUUCUUGGGAGCCAUCGGAGUUAUUUUCAGCUCGUCGUCUCUGUUUUCCGGCAUAGUAAUCGCAGUUCUAUUGCCGGUGACUGAGAUUCUAGCAGUAAUUAUAUUCAAGGAGAAGUUUAAGGCGGAGAAGGGAGUUUCUUUGGCUCUAAAUCUUUGGGGUUUUGUGUCUUAUUUCUAUGGUGAUAUUAAGAACAAUAAAACCAACAAUCUUCAGCUGCAACUCCACAAGACUGAAGCUACAGCUACUCAAAUUUCAAGUGUUUGACAUCCUUUUUAUGUAACUUUAUGCUUUAUGUUGGUAAAGAUGAUAUAAAGUAAUAAUAACUUUGUCGUCUAUUAAAAAGU